Molecule: messenger RNA, 738 nt
Organism: Aspergillus tubingensis
Lineage: Eukaryota; Fungi; Ascomycota; Eurotiomycetes; Eurotiales; Aspergillaceae
Product: NAD(P)-binding protein
Exons: 1
Coding region: 1-738 (245 amino acids)
Source: RefSeq, a predicted model, not a curated record
AUGACUGUUAGCCCGAACCGCUCGAUCGCCAUCAUCGGCGUGGGAUCGACCAUGUCCCGCUCGCUUGCCCUUUGGCUCGCAAGUGUGGGGUGGAACAUUGCCCUCGUGUCUCGCUCUGAGAAUAGCCUGUCUAAAAUCGCCGACGAAGUCAAAGCCGCCCAGACAAAUGCGGACGCCAAAGUGAUCUACCGUACCGCUGAUGCUGGCAACCCCGACAGCUUGACGAGCACACUGGACUGGUGUGCUCAGCAGCUUGGUGGUAAGCUGGAUGUCUUGAACUACAAUGCAGCUCGUGUCGCCCCCUCGCACAUCACUAAACUCACUCCGGAGGAGCUGAAUCUCGACCUCCAAGUCUCUGCAGUGGGCACCCUUGUCGCAGGCCAAUGGUUCACCCGCAACGCCAACACCGACAAUAUCUCCAAGGGUGAGUGGCCGCUCUUCUUGGUCACCGGUGGCACGCUCGACAGAGAGCCGCAGAUUGCCUGCUCUUCAUUGUGUGCUGCCAAGGCCGCUUCACAAAGUCUCAGCCGUCUCUUUGCCCAGGCGCUUCCGCAGGAGGCUCAGAUUGUGGUCGGCAUGCCACUGAUCCGCGCAAGCAUUGUUGACCCGGAAACUGGUGGCUACACCGAGGGCUACCAUCCCGAUACUAUCAUCCAUACGGUGUUCAAGCCAUUCUUUGAGGACCGCGAGAAGCUACAGGGUGGAGUGGACAACUGGACCGUGGAGCGUGUUAUUUAA